Sardina pilchardus (European sardine) is the source of this 1372-nucleotide messenger RNA. RefSeq names its product spermatogenesis associated 1 (gene spata1). The transcript has 9 exons. The record is from RefSeq and is a predicted model, not a curated record. Lineage: Eukaryota; Metazoa; Chordata; Actinopteri; Clupeiformes; Clupeidae. Bases 1 to 1194 code for a protein of 397 amino acids.
AUGAAUCACAGAGGAAGACGCACAAGUUCCGAGUAUUUGGAGUUGCACGUCUUCUGUGUGCCUCUUGAACUGUGGAAUUCAAAAUUAAACACAAUUUCAUCUGAGGUGAUUGAUAAUUUCAUAUCUGCAGGACUUAUAAGGGUUUAUCCAGAUAUCACGCUGAGAGCGCUUAGGGAUGAACUUGGGGUCCUACUCGGUGGAGACACCUUAAUUGACAGAUACUCCUUCCUAAAAUGUGUCGGUAGAAGUCUGGCACUGGUCAAGCCCAAACAAGAAAGAGAACUCAAAGUAAAAGCUUUCUCACCUCCCUAUGCCCCUCAUCCAGAACUGUACCUGUUGCCCUCUUUUCUGGACUCUAGUGGCAGCACGCGGUCACACUCACACUCUUCAGAGAUGCAGAGCUACAGCUCAAACCCACACAACAGCUUUCGCUCCGAGCCCUUAACAUCAAUAGCCACUGAACCAAAAGAGCCUUGUUCUCCAACAGCAGCUUCCUCCUAUAUAACCACAGCAAGAAAACCUGUUGCUACCGUCUUCUCGACUAACAGUAAGACCAAACGCCGUUCGCAUCCUUGCUCCGUGCUUAUCGUGUACAAUGCUGUUGUAGAGUCCAGUUCACACCUCCAACUGCUCUCCUCAGGGCAGGAGCUAAUGGAGGAAGUCCGACUGGUAAGGGAGGAGAGAAAGCAGUUGGAACGGAUUAGACAAGAGCUUCUGAGGAAGGGCAAAGACCUUCUGGCUCUCAACAGACACAGGAGGAACCAAGCUCGUAAUGGCUGGAAGAGGAGAUAUUUCGACACCAAGAAGGCUACAGCACCCCUGGAAGAAAGCCUGAAGAAUGUCCGGCAGGAACUGGAGACUUUCUACAACAAACUCUUGCAACAGCUACAAGCCAGAGAAGGCAGAAAUAAACACAGACGUCAGGGGAAAGUCUCCAGCAUUAAAAAUGAUCUGAUCAUACAGAUUAUGACCGAGAGCUACGAAAUAGAUGAUUUAAGAAGGAAGGUAGAAGACUGCAAAAUGAGACUGGAAACCGAGCAGAAGCUCAGAGUACAAGCAGCCACAGAACUACGAACACUGAAAGCUGAGCUGGCUUCAAAGAAAUCACAGCCUUCUGUCUACAAGUCACCUGUAGAUGCUCGUGGCAGCGGAGAGCAGUAUACCAAAUCUUCUGCGCUGCAGAAUCAAGCCUGAUCUAUAGGACAUUGGACCAUAGAGCAUGAACACAUUUCAGCACAAAUAUUUAAAGGCAGAAAACCAGAAAAAACAUAGAUUGUCAAACUGAGCCACAAACAAUUCCAGCGAAUCAACAUAUCAUAGACUUGGAGAACUGAUAUUUCAUUGGCAGUUAUCAAGAAUGACGGAUUGCACC